CAGCGCCUCCCAAGCAUGGAGCAGUCUGGCAGGAUUUGGGGCAAGAGCCAGUUGUGUAGAGAAGCAGCAACAUGGGAAAGAAUGGGCACGAUUGGCCGGGACGUCGGGGUUUCCUUAGAAGGUGCCCCGGAAGGCGGCCCUGCAAAAGGGCAGGAGACGAUGACCGUCCUAAGGCCAAGACGGGGCAAGCAGCUGCUGUUCCUGGGCAUCAUGACAGUCACGGUGGCGGUCAUCUUCCUGCUGUUCUACACUCUCCUCUGGAAGGCCGGCAACCUCGUGGACUCGCCCAACCUCAGAAUCGGCUUCUACAACUUCUGCCUGUGGAACGAGGGCACCGGCUCCCUCCAGUGCCGCCAGUUCCCUGAGCUGGAGGCCCUGGGGGUGCCGCGGGUCGGCCUGGCCCUGGCCAGGCUCGGUGUGUACGGGGCCCUGGUCUUCACUCUCUUCGUCCCCCUGCCCCUCUUCCUGGCCUGGUGCAACAGUAACGAGGCAGAGUGGCGGCUGGCGGGGGGCUUCCUGGCGACGUCCUCCACGCUGCUGGCCAGCGGCCUGGGCCUCUUCCUCACCUACACGUGGAAGUGGAUCCGGCUCUCCCUGCUGGAGCCUGGGUUUCUGGCUCUGGGCACUGCCCAGGCCUUACUCCUCCUCUUGCUUAUGGCCACGUGUGUGUUCCCUCAGAGAGCAGAGGACAAGGUCAAGCUUGACAGCUGCUAGUUCCGUCGAGAGGCUCACGAUGGCAAGAGUUCAGUUUGAACUAUGCUCAGAGAAGGUGCCAGAAAACUCAUGGGCUGGCAUGUCUUCUCAGCCUGUUUCAUAGCAAAUGCCGGCCUCAAGCUCUGGCAGACGGGACCCACCACAGAGGAGGUGGGGGUACCCAGUGCCGAGAAGGCCAAGGGUGCAGCAGUGGCAGCCGCGGUACCUGCGGCUUGUUAGCAUGGGGCUGUCCAUCCUUUGGGACUUCCGAGGUUCCCAAGGACACACCACAAAAAGCUCAUUGUCACGACAACUCCUUUAACUGACAUAAGGAUUCCCAUCACGAGGCCUGAUUUCUAGGAUAAUUAGCCACAUGUCACACUGGAACCGAGUGAAGGUUCAUGGCAACAAAGGGGGGACGUUAUGAGAGAGUGCACCUCAGCCUCCCUGGGGCCCUGGUUAGCAGGCUCCCCCUCCCCACGGUGGGUGUGAAGUGACGAGCCCGUCUCCCAAAGGCCCACGAGUGAUCCCUGAGGGAGUCACUAAAGACAGAACAUGUGGGCACAAAGACAAGCCUUGGUGGCUUUGAAGGUUCUCCCGAAAAGUCUCCCAGACCUGAAGCCAGACAGAGCAGGGGCGUCAGCUGGUAAAUCGUUCCCAGCAUGUGACCUGGGAGUUGGGAACACAAAACGCCGAAUCCCUGGGCAGGAGGAAGGUGAAAAGAACUGAGGGGUUCCAUACAGAUGUCGAGGACUUCACUUCUCCACCCAGAAUUGGAAAGGACAUAAACAUAGCUCACACACUGGGGAACUGUUUGUAUUUUUCAGCACCUAUAUAUUGGAAAACCUAUACAGCAAAUGACUGCCUUAUUCUGUGCCUGUCAAAAACCACACUGAAUAGAGUCAGAAAC
Puma concolor (puma) is the source of this 1603-nucleotide messenger RNA. NCBI's taxonomy places the organism in Eukaryota, Metazoa, Chordata, Mammalia, Carnivora, Felidae. The record is from RefSeq and is a predicted model, not a curated record.